AUGUCUAUUUCCAACAAAGUUUCUAUCAGAGAUGUUAACUUCAAAGACAAGAGAGUCUUCAUCCGUGUUGAUUUCAACGUUCCAUUAGAUGAAAACAAAAACAUUACUUCUAACCAAAGAAUUGUUGCUUCAUUGCCAACCAUCAACUACAUCUCAGAACAACACCCAAGAUACAUUGUUUUGGCUUCUCAUUUAGGUAGACCAAACGGUGAAAGAAACGAAAAAUAUUCUUUGAAACCAGUUGUCCCAGAAUUGUCCAAGUUGUUGGGUAAGCCAGUUGAAUUUUUGAAUGACUGUGUCGGUCCAGAAGUUGAAAAAGCUUUGGCCGCUACCAAGCCAGGUUCUAUCGUUUUGUUAGAAAACGUCAGAUUCCACAUCGAAGAAGAAGGUUCCAGAAAGGUCGAUGGUAAGAAGGUUAAGGCUAGCCCAGAAGCCAUUGAAAAAUUCAGAAAGGGUUUGACUGCUUUGGCUGACAUCUACGUUAAUGACGGUUUCUCUGCUUCUCACAGAGCUCACAGUUCUGUUGUUGGUGUUGAAUUGCCAGUCAGAGCUGCCGGUUUCUUGAUGCAAAAGGAAUUGGACUACUUUGGUAAGGCUUUGGAAAACCCAGCUAGACCAUUUUUGGCCAUUUUGGGUGGUGCCAAGGUUGCUGACAAGAUUCAAUUGAUUGAAAACUUGUUGGACAAGGUUAACAUUAUUAUUGUCGGUGGUGGUAUGGCUUUCACCUUCAAGAAGGUUUUGGAAAACACUCAAAUCGGUGACUCCAUUUUUGACAAAGCCGGUGCCGAAAUUGUUCCAUCUUUGAUUGCUAAGGCCAAGAAGAACAAUGUCAAGAUUGUUUUGCCAGUUGAUUUCGUUAUUGCUGAUUCUUUCUCCAAUGACGCCAACACCAAGGUUGUCACUGACAAAGAAGGUAUCCCAGCUGGCUGGCAAGGGUUGGACUCCGGUCCAGCUACCAGAAAAUUGUUCGGUAGCACUAUUGCUGAAGCUAAGACUAUUGUCUGGAACGGUCCACCAGGUGUUUUCGAAUUCCCUAAAUUUGCUGAAGGUUCUAAGGCUAUGUUGCUUGAUGUUGAAAAGGCUGGUGCCAACGGUGCUACCACCAUUGUUGGUGGUGGUGACACUGCUACUGUCGUCAAGAAGUUCGGUGAUGCUUCCAAGAUUUCUCAUGUUUCCACCGGUGGUGGUGCUUCCAUUGAAUUGUUGGAAGGUCACGUCUUGCCAGGUUUAGCUUAUUUGUCUGACAAAUAA
Messenger RNA from Saccharomycodes ludwigii, 1251 nucleotides. RefSeq names its product phosphoglycerate kinase (gene PGK1). The coding region runs from base 1 to 1251 and encodes 416 amino acids. The record is from RefSeq and is a predicted model, not a curated record. Gene Ontology annotation, biological process: gluconeogenesis; glycolytic process. Gene Ontology annotation, cellular component: cytosol. Gene Ontology annotation, molecular function: ATP binding; ADP binding; phosphoglycerate kinase activity. The transcript has a single exon. NCBI's taxonomy places the organism in Eukaryota, Fungi, Ascomycota, Saccharomycetes, Saccharomycodales, Saccharomycodaceae.